Molecule: messenger RNA, 1671 nt
Organism: Trichophyton rubrum CBS 118892
Lineage: Eukaryota; Fungi; Ascomycota; Eurotiomycetes; Onygenales; Arthrodermataceae
Product: fumarylacetoacetase
Exons: 2
Coding region: 1-1671 (556 amino acids)
Biological process (GO): L-tyrosine catabolic process; L-phenylalanine catabolic process; homogentisate catabolic process
Molecular function (GO): fumarylacetoacetase activity
Source: RefSeq, a predicted model, not a curated record
AUGUCCCAAAUUGCUGAUGAAGAAGACAAGAUAUCGCGACGCUCUUCGAGGAGUUUAUAUGCGCCCUUGUCAGCGGCCUCGAACGAGAGAAGUUGGUCGUCUAAUGUGUUACUCGCUCGUCAUCUUAUCUCAUCCAGUCUCCCGAGCGAGCGGAACCCGGAAUUAGCCGGCGCGGGAAGGUUCCGCGGACAUGGAAGGGCGUCUUGGCACCAAACAGGCGCCAGAAAGCUUUGGCCAUCCGCAACCCCGCCGGCAAAAAACAACAAACAAGAGGCGAUGACUAAGCUGAAUAACACCAACUGCCCCUCUCCCGAAAGAAGAAAGAGCCGGGAGAAGGAAACUGCCUUCCUCUUUUUCUUUUUUCCGUUCGUUCCUUCCGUCUUUGUGAUCCCACGGGAUUCUCCAUUUUCCCUGGCCAACAUUCCCUUUGGCAUUAUCUCAACAGCGGCGCUGGCUGACCCCCGACCGGCUGUUGCCAUUGGUGACUAUGCACUGGACCUCUUCGCCUUCUCCUCUGCUGGUGGUUUCUCCAAGCUUUCCUCUUUCUCUUCACACAUCGACGUCUUCACUAAGCCCACUUUAAAUGACUUCGCCGCUCUGGGAAGACCGGUUCACCGUGAGGUCAGGGGCUACCUACAGGACAUUUUCCGCGAUUCUACCCCUUACCCAGAGAUCCUCAAGACCAACGAGGACCUCAAGGGAAAAGCUCUCGUCCCGCUGAAGGAUGUCACCAACCAUCUACCCAUGAAAAUUGGUGAUUACACUGAUUUCUAUGCUGGCCUAAACCAUGCCUUUAACGUUGGAGUUCUGUUCCGUGGGCCUGACAAUGCCCUGCAGCCAAACUACAAACAUCUCCCCGUUGGAUAUCACGGCCGUGCCUCUUCCGUCAUUGUCUCUGGCCAGCCCGUCCGCAGACCAAACGGUCAGAUCCUAGCUAACCCAGCCGCCACCCCCAAGGUUCCAAUCUUUUCCCCUUGCAAGAAACUCGAUAUCGAGCUUGAAUUGGCUGUCUUUGUUGGUAAGGGGAACAAGCUAGGAGAGCCCAUCCCCAUUGACCAGGCUGAAGAUCACCUGUUUGGUGUCGUCUUGAUGAAUGACUGGUCUGCUCGUGACAUCCAGGCAUGGGAGUAUGUUCCUCUUGGCCCAUUCAACGCAAAGAACUUUGCUACCUCCAUCACCCCUUGGGUUGUCCUCAUGGAUGCCCUCGAGCCUUUCCGUUCCACUGGUCUCGCUGCUGAAGAAGGGCUCGAUAAUUUGCUGCCUUAUCUUCGUGAGAAGAGAGCGGAGAACGUGUACGACAUGCAACUUCAAUUUGAUCUCAAACCAGCAAACAGCAGCUGCACCUCGACCGUGGCCAAGACCAAUGCAAAGAACUUACUCUACUCCUUUGCCCAAAUGCUUACCCACCACUCUGUCACCGGUUGCAAUAUGAACACUGGUGAUUUGCUUGGCAGUGGAACCAUCUCUGGGAAGGAGACUGGCACACUUGGAAGUUUGCUCGAAAAUACUCAGGGUGGAAAGCAGCCUAUGAAGUUGUCCGAUGGUAGUGAACGUGUCUUCCUUGAAGACGGCGAUGAGGUUACUCUCAAAGGCAUAUGUGGUGAAGAGGGAAGCUAUGUCGGGUUUGGAAACUGCACUGCUACCAUUCUCCCUGCCCCCGUUAUCAACUAA